Penicillium daleae is the source of this 960-nucleotide messenger RNA. RefSeq lists its product as uncharacterized. The coding region runs from base 1 to 960 and encodes 319 amino acids. The transcript is spliced from 2 exons. Gene Ontology annotation, molecular function: NAD binding; oxidoreductase activity, acting on the CH-OH group of donors, NAD or NADP as acceptor. NCBI's taxonomy places the organism in Eukaryota, Fungi, Ascomycota, Eurotiomycetes, Eurotiales, Aspergillaceae. The record is from RefSeq and is a predicted model, not a curated record.
AUGCCCGAAGUUAUCGUUGCACUAGACGUUUGCCAGCAUGCGAUGCCAACUUUCUGUACCCCGCACACUCUGAUCGAAUACCACAAUACGCAGGACACGGAGGUAGCAGAGCGUCUUCGUCACGCCACAAUCGCCGUGACUUCGGCGGUGCCUAUAACUGCCGAAACUAUCGCUCAAUGCCCUCAUCUCAAGCUCAUCUGCGUGUCAAUUGUCGGCGUUGACCACAUCGAUGUUCAGGCAUGUUGGGCGCGAUCUAUCCGCGUCUGUAACACACCCGCAGCGACUACGGAAGCGGUUGCCGAACAUGCAAUUGCGCUGUAUUUCGCUGCGAAGCGGAAUGUUGUCCGGGCACACGAUUGGGUUAUGUCUGGGAAAGAGUGGGAGAAUGAAUCUACGGGAAUGACCGCAUAUGACCGAUUACCUACCCCUAUCAGCCAAGAUACGUUGGGCCUUAUCGGCUAUGGCAAAAUUGGAAAAAAGAUCGAAGCUUUUGCUCGAGCCUUGGGUAUGAAAGUUUUGAUCGCAGACAGAAAAGGAAUACCCGAUGGAAGCACCCGAGAUGGCCGCACUGCGUUUGAUAUCGUGCUUCAGCAGUCAACUGUUCUCGUGUUGACGUGCCCAUUAGACGAGUCAACGGCCAAUAUGAUCUCUGAAAAAGAGCUGCGAUCGAUUCAGUCUAAUUGUAUUGUGGUCAACGUUGGGCGAGGAGGUCUGGUCAACGAAGAAGCUAUGAUUGCGGCUCUUAAGGCUAGAAAAGUAGCUGGUUAUGCGACAGACGUAUUUCCCGUCGAGCCCGCCACCAAGGAGAAUAGUUUAUUGCUCUCAGGUGACAUCCCAAAUUUGACGCUGUCGCCUCAUUUGGCCUGGUAUAGCUCAGAGAGCAUUGAGCGCCAACAGGCCAGCAUUCAAGCCAUUGUGGAUGGAUUCGCAAGUGGAAAUUGCGUAAAUGUGGUUUGCUAG